Messenger RNA from Papaver somniferum (opium poppy), 2646 nucleotides. RefSeq lists its product as uncharacterized. Bases 1 to 2646 code for a protein of 881 amino acids. The transcript is spliced from 4 exons. NCBI's taxonomy places the organism in Eukaryota, Viridiplantae, Streptophyta, Magnoliopsida, Ranunculales, Papaveraceae. The record is from RefSeq and is a predicted model, not a curated record.
AUGGGGAGUUACAGGACCUUCUCAUCAGAAGAGGCAGAAGUUGUAGCUCUUCUGAGAGCUACUCAAUGGGUUGUUAUAAACAACAUACACUAUUUGGUGAUUGAAGGAGACAACCAGGUGUUGAAUCAGAACCCUAGAUCUGGUUCUGAGUUUCCCAAAUUUGGCUCGAUUGUUUGGUCUGAGUUUUUCUCCGGUGAGAAAUUUCAAUCUCAGAAGGAGAAGCGGAUGUUCAAGCAACCUUCGAUUAUCAAUGGAAGGAAAGCUGUUUCUUCUUCUUAUGCUGAUUAUGCAGAGGAUAUAAAGCAAUGUGAAGAUCUUGUGAUUGGAGUUUUUGUUGGUCAGAGACCUGCGUUUAUGCUGGUUAAGAACGUUGUCUCUCGUUUAUGGAAAUUGAAGAAUGAUUUCAGUAUGACUAUUCAUGGUGAGUCUUCCUUUGUGUUUAAUUUUGAAUCUGAAGAGGAUAGAAUUGCUGUCUUAGAACAUGGGUCUAUUUAUAUUUCUAGUCAGCUUUUUAUCAUUAGACCUUGGCAUAAAGAUCUUGAGAAGGAGAUGGAAGAACUCAAAACUGUUCCAGUUUGGUUGAAUUUGAGAAAAGUUCCACUCUAUAUGUGGAAUGAAACUGGUUUGGGUAACAUUGCAAGUUGUGUAGGUACCCCUAUAAUGUUGGAUAAACAGACAUUGAACAAAACAAGAAUGAGCUAUGCUCGGGUUUGUGUUGAGGUUGAUGCAAAUUGUGAUUUUCCUAGCUCGAUUCCAGUUUAUAUGGAUGGCGAAUUAGCUCUUGAGGUUGUUGUAGAGUACCCAUGGAAGCCUCCCAUGUGUGCUCUUUGUAAGACUUUUAAUCAUUCUGCUCUUAAGUGUAAGACAACAGCUGCUAAAGCUCAAUUGGAAAAGGUUGCUCAAGCUGCCAAAACCAAACUUGAUAAAGGAGAAUGGGUUGUCAAGGGUUCUAAGAGAAACAGGGACUCUAUUGAGAAGAAACAAGUUGAUGAGGGUAGUGGUGUACUUCCUGAAGACUGUGGUCCUAGUUCUAUGGAUGGAGUUGAACAAACUGUAAUUCAAGUAGAGACUAGAACUGAGAAUUUACUUGAGAAACAGGGUUUACAUGAGAAACCUCCUGUUGGUAAAGUUAUCCAGACUGUUAACAUGUUUGAAGUGUUGGGGGAACAAGACUUAAAUAUUAUGCAGAAUUCUUCACAGCCAAGCAAGGGUACUCAUAAUGUUGUUUCAGGAAUUCCUAAUGAUGAUAGUGGAGGGGUCAGAGCUCAUUUUCAAAAAACUGGUGGGAAUGACCUUCUUAAGGGGUCGAAUGACCCUCUAAAGCAAGUAGAAGUUAGUUCUCUUAUUAGAAGUAGUGAGUUUUCAAUAAUUGGCUUGGUUGAAACCCAUGUCCAAAGUAUAAAUGCUAGUAGAAUUAGAAAUAAAAUUAUGCCUAAAUGGCAUUUUAUUGAUAACUAUAAUAAUGAUGAUUCUGGUAGAAUCUGGAUUGGUUGGAACCUUGAUUCUGUUAAGGUUUCUCUAAUUCAUUCUUCUUCUCAAGUUAUUUUUGUUGAGGUGGAUACUGUUGAAAACAUUAGCUUUGUGGCUGCUUUUGUAUAUGAAAAUAAUGAUGGGCCUUCAGAUAAAGUUGGUGGAGCUGAAGUUAGACCUUCUCAUUAUCAAGAUUUUAGUGUUUGUGUACAAGAUGCUCAGCUUAUGGAUCUACCUUUUUCUGGAUGUUUCUAUACUUGGUUUAACAAACAAGGAGCAACUAGAAUUGGUUCUAAGCUGGACAGAAUUUUAGUUAAUAUUGAAUGGUUGGAUCAGUUUGUUAAUUCCAAAGCUGAAUUUCUCAACCCAGGUCUCUCAGGUCAUUCUCCUGGUGUGGCAACUAUUUUUGAUAAAAGGAAGCAUGGUCCACUUCCAUUUAGAUUUUUUAAUUUUUUAGCUGAGGAAGCUGAUUUUCUUGAUUUGGUGAGAAGUGUUUGGACUGAGAAAAUAAGAGGAAAUCCUAUGUUUGUCUUUACUACUAAACUGAAUAAGGUUAAAGCAGCUAUUAUUGCUUGGAAAAAGAUCAGGUUCAAGAAUUUAUCUGAGCAAGUUUUUGAGGCUAAGAAGGAGUUGGAGGAGGUUCAGAAACAAAUUCAAGUUAACCCUUUAUGUCCUCAUUUGGCUCAAAAGGAAAAAGUGGUUGUUAGACACUAUUCUAAAGUUGCCAGGUAUGAAGAAUCUGAGAAGCAUCAAAAAUCCAGAGUGCAGUGGCUUAAGUUGGGGGAUUCUAAUACUUCUUUCUUCCAUUAUUCUAUUAAAGAGAGAAGGUCUAGGAAUAAUAUCUCGACUCUUAAAUCUCAAAAUAAUAUUUUGUUGGAGGAUGAUAAAGAGAUUGCUGAGGAAUGUAUUGAUUUUUUCUCCAAGUUGUAUGAUGAGGAAGGCAGAAAAGUGACUGAUGGGAGUGGGAUUGAGUCUCUUAAAUUUGAUAAAAUUGUUGAUGAAGCUUCUUGUGUGGAAUUGACUAGGCCCUUUUCUAGAGACGAAAUUAUAGAAGCUCUUUCUUCUAUAGGUUCAGGGAAAGCUCCUGGACCUGAUGGAUUUACAAGUCUUUUCUUUAAAGUCUGUUGGGUUGUGAUAGGGGAUGACUUUGUUGUUGCAGUGCAAUUUUUUUUUUAA